AUGUGCCAGGCGGAUUGCUUGCAGCAAUACCGAUUAAAGCAGGGCUGCCCUAUGCAUGACUCCCCAUUCUGUCUUCAGAAUGAAGAUUCCCAGGAAGAGGCUGAUGAUGGUGGUUUGCAAGAGAUGGAGAUUGAGGCAGCAAUGGAAGCAGAGGCUGUGGCUGAGGGGGUAAAAAGAAAGACCAGAGAAGAGGCAGCUUCGCCUGUCCGUGCGGGUGGGGGCCCAGCGGGCAAGAAGUUAACAACCAACGCAAGCCCACCAGCAGGACAACGCAGCCCAGUGCCGCCCACCCAAAGGUCCCCAAGCCCAGAAAGCCCUCCCUUCACACAGGGUGGAAGUGAAGCAGCCCGCUUGUCCAUUCCAAGCUUUGGGAUUGACAUCUACGACCUGAGUCAGACCAGCAAGGCAUCUACCACGGUGAAGGAUCCUAUGCACGACGCCAUAUCAAAUUACUUGGCUUGCAUGGAUGAAGCACAAAGCCUUUCAUUCCUUCACACCACGAGCACAUAUCAAGGGCUUGGAAGCCCGGAGGCUUCUUAUCAAACCGUUCUGAAUGCAGCCUUGAAAGACCCCAGGGUUGCUGUGGCAUCAGACUUUGCCUUCCGAACUCGAGAAGUGCUGCCCGCGCCUUUCGGAGUCAGCUUGAGAACCAUUGCCCGCAAGGAAGGUUGGGAGCCUGAGACAUUCAUGGCGCCGAUCCUCAGCAACAUUGGCACGCGGCUUCGAUUGCAGCCUGAUGAGGAGCACCAACGUGGCUGCGUAGUCCAGAUUGUUUGCGCAGGUGACCCCAGCAUGCGCAAGAGUUCUUUGAAGGAUUUUACCAGCAAAAAGCUUCUUUCCCAUGCAGAUGUCCCUGCUGUCAUCAAGGCAGGUCUGCACUACGGCAACAAAGAAAAGAUGUGCACUUGGCUGAACUGCGAAGGUGACAAGACAGUCACUGGAGAUGGUGCCACUGCGCUGACUCAUUACAUCUUCGUUCACCACGUGUAUGGACAGGUGUCGCUUUGUGAGUAUGUGCUCCAGCCGACUGCAAGCAUGUUUUCCAAGAGAAUCCAUGCGACGUGGCAAACAAGGCCAGUGACAAGUGACCCUGAUCAGCAGAGCCAGUCCAGCAAAGAGUUUCUGAUUGACUUCUUUGGUUGGAUGGGGCGCGUGGCAAGCAACCAGGACAAAGACCACUAUUUUGACAAGUUCGCCUUGCCCGUGCUCAGGAAGGCUUUGCAGGGAAUCUCCGACUUCUUGCACGAGAAUCACGAGAAUGUAGAAUACCACUUUCAGAAGGAGAAAGAAGAAAAACCAGCAAAGUACGUCUUGGCAGCAGUCAAAGACCUCUUGAAAGUUGGCAUCUUGCAAGAGGUUGACAAGAAGGAAGUGGAAGAGCAGGCGCCCAAACUUAAGGAGAAGAAAAGCGCCAAGAGCAAGGAGGCCACGCUAAAGAGCGAGCCACGAGGUGCCGAUGCUAAGUGGCACCAGGACAACGGCUUCUACCUUAGGGAUUCAGCAGAUGCUGAUGCCAGCAUGCGUGAUGUUGGUAC
Cladocopium goreaui is the source of this 1535-nucleotide messenger RNA. NCBI's taxonomy places the organism in Eukaryota, Dinophyceae, Suessiales, Symbiodiniaceae. The record is from the annotation of a GenBank genome assembly.